GUAUGGCUUUCUGAUGAUGAUAAUUCAGUUCAUUUAACAGCAACAUACAGUGCUAAACAUGUUUCCUUAGUUGAAAAUUUGGACCCCACUUUAACCUUUAUUCACAAUAGCCCUCUUUAAAUUCUCCCCACCCUGCUCCUGUUCAUUCAGUCAUCAGUUAUUAUUUACCACCACCACCACCCCCAGGACCUCUGGCUGCCGGCCACCACCUCAAGCUUAGUAAAAGAGUUUCUUUUAAUCUUUCCCUGGCUGCAAAGGAAAAAUAUGGGAUUCUUAAAGUGUGUACUAGGUGUAUUUCUCGUUGUUUCUAUGUUGUUGUCUGUUCAUGGUGAUCCUUUAGUUCCUGCAUUGUGCAUUUUUGGAGAUUCUGUUGUUGAUGUGGGAAACAAUAAUAAUUUGCAAACACUUGUAAAGGCCAACUUCCUUCCUUAUGGAAGAGACUUUCUUACUCAUAAACCUACAGGAAGGUUUUGUAAUGGAAAGCUUGCCACAGAUUUCACUGCUGAGUACCUUGGAUUCACUUCAUAUCCACCUGCUUAUCUUAGCCAAGAAGCCAAAGGAAGGAACAUCCUCACUGGUGUCAACUUUGCUUCAGCUGCUUCUGGUUAUUAUGACAUUACUGCACAGCUUUAUAGGGCUGUGACAUUAACACAGCAGCUUUCAUAUUACAAGGAGUGGCAAAGCAAAGUGGUGAGUUUGGUGGGGAAGGCCAAAGCUAAUGAUAUAUUCUCAGGAGGAAUCCACCUUAUAAGUGCAGGAAGCAGUGAUUUUAUCCAGAAUUAUUACAUCAAUCCAAUGCUUAACAGACUCUACUCACCAGAUCAGUUUUCAGACAUCCUCCUUAAAUCCUACUAUAACCUUGUACAGGAUCUAUAUGAUCUGGGGGUAAGGAGAAUUGGAGUUACAACUCUACCACCAACUGGAUGUUUGCCAGCCGCCAUUACUCUAUUUGGUUCAGGAAGCAACCAGUGUGUUCAAAGAUUGAACCAUGAUGCUGUUUCAUUCAACAACAAACUCAACUGCACAUCCAUAAAUUUGAAGAGCAAACUUCCUGGGCUCAAACUUGUGGUCUUUGACAUUUACAAUCCUCUGUUGGAGCUCAUUACAAAGCCCACUGAUUAUGGAUUCUUUGAAUCAAGGAAGGCUUGUUGUGGGACUGGUACAAUCGAGACAUCAUUUCUGUGCAAUGCAGGGUCUGUUGGAACAUGCAAAAAUGCUACAGAGUAUGUGUUCUGGGAUGGAUUCCACCCAUGUGAAUCUGCUAAUGAAAAGAUUGCCCAAAGUUUGCUGGAACAGGGAUUUGAUCUCAUCUCUUAAAGCCACCCAUAGUUGCUUCGAUAGCCUGUGUUCUCCAGUUUAAUGAUAUCUUAUAUAUUACAUGUUUUAUAGGGCUUUACAAAAGUUUUUGUUUCCUAAAUUUGGUUAAAGUAUCAUGUUUGAGACAAUUUUAAGAUUGAAAAAUAGGACCUGCAGGUUGAGCUAUCCUAUGUAAGAAACUGGUCCUAUCUUUGGAUUGAUAGUAAAAUAAAAUUACA
Messenger RNA from Olea europaea var. sylvestris, 1535 nucleotides. RefSeq names its product GDSL esterase/lipase At5g03810-like. The transcript is spliced from 5 exons. Lineage: Eukaryota; Viridiplantae; Streptophyta; Magnoliopsida; Lamiales; Oleaceae. Gene Ontology annotation, molecular function: hydrolase activity, acting on ester bonds. The coding region runs from base 265 to 1317 and encodes 350 amino acids. The record is from RefSeq and is a predicted model, not a curated record.